UUGACGUUCCUCCAUCGAUUAUUUUCGGCGGCUUCCUUUCAAAUGUUUGCGGAACACUCCUUGGCCAAGAGACCAUAAUCGGGUGGAUUCUUUGCUAACUAACUGAAUAUCUUCUUCCUCAGCACGGCUGUCUGUCACCGAAUAUCAACUAGACGGCAUCCUUACCAAGUUCUGGGAGGUGGAGGAUGUUCCAAUGAAGUCGGGUAAGGAAUCCAGCUCGGUGUGUGAAGAUAACUUCCAGGCUAAAGAAGGGAGACUGUUGACGAUAGCGCCAACCACAACCCAGCACGCUCAGCUACGCAUUACCAACGGGUACAGGUGUCGCGUUUGCCGAGGGGUGCACGCUCUAAGGAAAUACCAACGGUUACUCCGGCUCCCGGCUCUGAAGCAGCUCCGCGCUGUCCUAAUAAAUCAAUAUUGUGCGAACUCCCUUGCUCACGAGCAUUCAGGCCAAUCCUGCCGCAGUAAUGCCAAGCGACACGUCUAUAGCGGAAAUCACCACACUUUCUUGCACUUCCAAGAGCCCACAUCGUCUCGAGCGUUGUCGCCGACGUCACUUCGCUCAUCAUCACCGAAGGAGAUAUCCCCGACCCCAAGCCCUGCUGCGGGCCCAUUGUGCGCCGCUAUCCUGCAGCGCACGAGUGCGAGCAUCUGGCCAACUGCGUCCAUUUUGGUGGGGUCUGCUAAGAAGCGGUUUGACCUCCGAGCUUUGGUGAGUCCUUGCUGCCCCGUGAGUCGCAUUUACGCAUCCUUGGCAAAGGCCCUCAACCUUUACGUCACCCGCGUGGGCGAGGAGGACAUCUGCUCAAAGUCGUCGAAUAUGACCCGGCAACUGCUAAUUCUGGUUGAUGACCAGAUCCAGACCCGACUGCUUUUUCGACAUCACUUUGGCUGAUGAUAGGUGGUUUCACCCUUCCUUAGUGUUGGCUGUUUUGGAAGCUGACAUAUACGCGGAAUUAAUUCUGCCGGGUAUCCGCCCGAGUCAAAACGGAUUGCCCAUGCAAAGCUCAGCUCCUUUUGGGCACUUGCUCCCUCUCCUGAUACGCCAUUCUCCCUAUUGCGAGUGGGGGAGAAUGUUCAUGUCAAACAAGGCAGAGUGCAACAUCGCUGUGUUGGAAUCAUGUCUUUUGCCAUCUGGCAUCGCUGAAAACUCCUCAGAAUAAAUUUGCAUGUGUAAGCCUUCCCUGGUCACACUCCCUUAGGAACCACGCUAAAAGCGCACCAAGAAAAGAGAUCUCAAUUUCAACAACCACUCAGUUUUAACAAAGUACAAAAUAUACAUUAUAACUUAUGCAUCCCAGUUCUGUGUUUCACUUAAGUGCUGGACUUACCUUGGUUUGAAGACAAGCCAUUAUUGGUGAUCCCGACGAUUCGAACAUCUACAAUUAAAGCGAACGCACCUCGACUUACUCAAAACCUCAACAUAACCGCAAACAAUGCCGGAUAACGAAGACUUCGUCGGCGCGCAGGAACCACUGCAAAUUCCUGAGGCUAGUGCUGUUAACUCGGUAUUUGCCAAGAUGCCCUUCCCUCAAAUACAUUCCAUCACCAACAUUGAAAUGUUUUUCACCAAACUGGAAAGCUGGUUUUUGCUGCAAUGUCUCGGUGCACGAAAAGAACAGGAGAAAUACGCAACAGUAAUAGCGAUUGCUGAUCCCAAAUACCUGGAUCAAGAGCACGACCUUGUCAAUAACCCACCACUAACAAACAAGCAAGCAACUUUGUCUAAAUUUGCCGAAUCAUAGAUGGUGCGCUUCGACACACUUGCGACAGGAAUUCAACUAGGCGACGGUCGUCCAAGUCAUCUACUCAGCCAACUACAGCAAACAAACGCCACCAAUGACGAAUCGGUUGAACGUCGCUACUGGAUCAAGCGCUUACCAACUCCCGCGCGUGCUGUAAUCGUAGGUCUGCUAGAAAGCUCUCCCAACACCACCCUCGCCCAGCUUGCAACUUCUGCUUAUGCUGUAAUUGAUUCCCUUAACUACGAAACUUCGGAUUACAUGUGUGCAGUAUCACAGCAAAGCACCCACCAGGCUUCACAGAAGGAUCCCAUCACACAGCUGGGUAAACGCCUGGAUGACAAUGACAAGAUCCUACAGCAGAUCAACAACAAGCUAAGUCACCUCCUUGGCACCACCAAUCAUCAACGUGGUCGGAGCUACAAUCGAUCGCCCAGCAAUAAUAGCCUACGGAGCAACACACCAUCCAGGGACAAUUCUAACCCUCAAUUUUGCUGGUACCACAACAAGUAUGCGGACAGUGCCCAACGUUGCAUCCAACCGUGGUCUUUCCAACAACAGUUCAAAAAGCUAACUGUUAAGUGUUAAAAAUCAACAGGGCAGAUCCGACGGCCGUAACGCAAAUGUCUCACAACGCUAUCUAUCGCUCAAAGUAAACGAAUGCAAAUUGUCAUCCUCCAACCGUCUCUUCGUUCCGGACUCCAAAUCGGGUUAAAGUUUUUCAUCGACAUUGGAGCUAACGCAUCUGUUAUACCUCCAAAAACAAUCAAUCGACAUAUCAAAGCUUUAAGUAACCGUACACUAUUCGCAGACAAUGGAACAGGAAUCAUAUGGUACAGCCCGCCUUACGCUGGAUCUCGGUUUGCGCAGGCCUUUCACAUGGAUUUUACCACAGUUGUAAGGAACCGCAGGGCUCCUCACAAAUAGAAGUAUUAGUAGAUAAGUUUAGUAUUAAUCGUAUUAGUAGAUAGGCUUAGUACUAAUCGUAGGUUAUGAUUAGACACGAACACCCACACACGACAGUCAAGCGGAACACCCACCGCUAGCGAGCCAAAGCUCACCUCACACACACACACAAAGCGCGAUAACUCACCACCAAAAACUGGCACGCGCCAACUCCAGCCAUAGGAGUGAGGGAGAGGACAACAGGAUCGUGACGUACACGGGAAUUCGCACGCCAGCGAAAUCAACCCCCGAAAACUGGCACUCGCCAGGGGCCCGCUCAAGUGCGAGCGAGAGGAAGAUAAGAUCAUGGAAGUUUCGAGAAAACCGGCGCCAAGACAAGAAGCUGGACACAAGCUGGGAGUCAGUGAUUUGCGAGUGGGCGAUUGAUACGGACAAACAAAAGUGAACAGAGACAGCAGUCGUUUUGACGCUGGCCCUGGCGAGUGGCGAAAAAUUACCUAUCGAGGAGCAACGAGGAGUACAGCAACAACAAGAACAGGACAAACAAGCGGUCUUUUGACGCUGGCCCGGCAGGAGCAGCAGCAGCAGGACGAGGACAAGGACGGUGUUGAUCUCCCGGCCCAGGACCAGCGGCGAGGAGAUCUGCGCCGCAAGACAAGGAAACACACUCACCCGACGCCAAGUGUGUGUGCAGGAACGAGAUGGGUGAGUGAGAUGCAAGACCCGCACCGAGUGGCCACGAAAACUUCCAAGCCGGCCAUCAACCACGUGUUUUGAAGGUUUUCCGAUGUCGAUGCGGUGUUACAAGGUUAGGGUAGGUUACAGACGCCCCUAGAAUUAUGUGUUCAAGUGCUAGAUCUAGAAAUUAAGCUACGAGAAAAUAUGUAAGAAACUUGCAAAAGGCAAUAUUACAGCAGAGAUACUAAA
Drosophila suzukii is the source of this 3575-nucleotide messenger RNA. NCBI's taxonomy places the organism in Eukaryota, Metazoa, Arthropoda, Insecta, Diptera, Drosophilidae. The record is from RefSeq and is a predicted model, not a curated record.